This is a messenger RNA of Psammomys obesus (fat sand rat), 2238 nucleotides long. It is a transcript of the gene Adarb2, whose product is annotated as adenosine deaminase RNA specific B2 (inactive). The record is from RefSeq and is a predicted model, not a curated record. Bases 1 to 2238 code for a protein of 745 amino acids. Gene Ontology annotation, cellular component: nucleolus; cytoplasm. The transcript has 10 exons. NCBI's taxonomy places the organism in Eukaryota, Metazoa, Chordata, Mammalia, Rodentia, Muridae. Gene Ontology annotation, biological process: adenosine to inosine editing; RNA processing. Gene Ontology annotation, molecular function: double-stranded RNA adenosine deaminase activity; tRNA-specific adenosine deaminase activity; double-stranded RNA binding.
AUGGCAUCUGUCCUGGGGAGCGGCAGAGGGUCUGGAGGGCUGAGCAGUCAACUCAAAUGCAAGUCCAAGAGGAGAAGGAGGAGGAGGUCCAAGAGGAAAGACAAAGUAAGCAUAUUGUCAACCUUCCUCGCUCCCUUCAAGUACCUAAGUCCUGGCACCACAAACACGGAGGAUGAAGACACUCUAAGUACCAGCAGUGCUGAAGUGAAGGAAAACCGAAAUGUGAGCAACCUGGGGACUAGGCCCCUGCCCCCUGGAGACUGGGCCAGAGGCAGCACACCCAGCAUUAAAAGGAAAAGGCCGCUGGAGGAAGGAAAUGGGGGACAUUUCUGCAAACUCCAGCUGAUCUGGAAGAAGCUCUCCUGGUCUAUGACCCCCAAGAACGCACUGGUCCAGCUGCAUGAGCUGAAGCCGGGUCUGCAGUACCGGAUGGUAUCACAGACUGGCCCAGUGCACGCCCCUGUGUUCGCAGUGGCCGUAGAAGUGAAUGGACUCACAUUUGAAGGCACCGGGCCCACUAAGAAGAAGGCCAAGAUGAGGGCAGCGGAGAUGGCCCUGAAGUCCUUCGUGCAGUUUCCCAAUGCAUUCCAGGCCCACCUGGCCAUGGGCAGUAGUUCCAGUCCGUGCACUGACUUCACGUCUGACCAGGCGGAUUUCCCCGACACGUUGUUUAAGGAGUUCGAACCAUCCUCAAGAAAUGAGGACUUCCGGGGCUGUGGUCCCGUCGACACUGAGUUUCUGUCCUCUGCCUACCGGCGAGGACGACUACUCUACCACACACUGGACCUCAUGGGUCAGGCUCUGCCUGACAGGUCCAGGCUGGCUCCUGGGGCCCUGGGUGAGAAGAACCCUGUAGUGGUGCUGAAUGAGUUACGCUCAGGUCUGAGGUAUGUGUGCCUCUCUGAGACAGCCGAGAAGCCCCGAGUCAAGAGCUUUGUCAUGGCUGUGUGCGUGGACGGGAGGACGUUCGAAGGCUCUGGACGCAGCAAGAAGCUGGCCAAGGGCCAGGCAGCACAAGCUGCCUUGCAGGCCCUCUUCGACAUCCGGCUGCCGGGUCACACACCCAGCAGGAGUAAAAGCAACCUCUUGCCACAGGAUUUUGCAGACUCUGUGUCCCAGCUGGUCACACAGAAGUUCCGUGAACUGACAGUUGGCCUGAUGUCUGUGUAUGCCCGCCACAAAACACUGGCAGGGAUCGUCAUGACCAAAGGCUUGGACACCAAACAAGCGCAGGUCAUCGUUCUGUCCUCUGGGACCAAGUGUAUCAGCGGUGACCACAUCAGUGACCAAGGGCUGGUUGUCAACGACUGCCAUGCUGAGAUAGUGGCCAGGCGGGCAUUUCUUCACUUCCUCUACACUCAGCUGGAGCUGCACUUGAGCAAGCAUCGAGAGGACUCUGAGAGAUCAAUAUUCAUACGUUUAAAGGAAGGAGGCUACAGGCUGCGAGAGAACAUCCUCUUCCAUCUCUACGUGAGCACAUCCCCCUGCGGAGACGCCAGACUCAACUCUCCCUACGAAAUCACCACAGAUUUGAACAGCAGCAAACACAUCGUCAGGAAGUUCCGAGGGCACCUGCGCACCAAGAUUGAGUCUGGGGAAGGGACAGUCCCUGUCCGGGGCCCCGGUGCAGUCCAGACGUGGGAUGGCAUCCUGCUGGGGGAACAGCUAGUCACCAUGUCCUGCACAGACAAGAUUGCCAGCUGGAAUGUGCUGGGACUACAAGGCGCUCUCCUCUGUCACUUCAUCGAGCCUGUGUACCUGCACAGCAUCAUUGUGGGAAGCCUGCACCACACGGGCCACCUUGCACGGGUCAUGAGCCACAGGAUGGAGGGCAUCGGCCAGCUGCCUGCCUCAUACCGGCAAAACAGGCCUCUCCUUAGUGGAGUGAGUAACGCCGAAGCCCGGCAGCCGGGAAAGUCUCCUCACUUCAGUGCCAACUGGGUCGUGGGCAGCGCCGACCUGGAGAUCAUUAAUGCCACUACUGGGAAGAGGAGCUGUGGGGGCUCGUCCCGGCUCUGCAAGCACGGGUUUUCUGCUCGGUGGGCACGGCUGCAUGGUAGGCUAAGCACGCGGAUCCCAGGCCAUGGAGACACACCAUCCAUGUACUGUGAGGCCAAGCUGGGGGCCCACACCUACCAGUCUGUUAAACAACAGCUCUUCAAGGCUUUUCAGAAAACUGGUCUUGGCACCUGGGUGAGAAAACCACCAGAGCAAGAUCAGUUUCUACUAAGUUUCUAA